Molecule: messenger RNA, 782 nt
Organism: Lolium perenne
Lineage: Eukaryota; Viridiplantae; Streptophyta; Magnoliopsida; Poales; Poaceae
Source: RefSeq, a predicted model, not a curated record
CGGAGCUGAGGAGACGGAGCUGAGGAGACGGAGCUGAGGAGCCGGAAGGAGGAGACCACGCCGGCGCACGUCGGAGGCAACGCCGGCGAGGAAAGAUGGGAUCCACAAAAGACAAUCCAAUUGAAAUUGACAGUGAUCCAAGCUUGUACUCCGGUUCUUCAAGCUCAGACGCUACCAUGUCUGACAAGUCUGACUGUGACUGUCAAUCCCUUGGGGUCUUCAGAGGGCCACUGGUAAGUGGGAGCCAUGACUUUGAUGAGCACUGCAUGUUUGGAAAUGACAUGUACUUGACAAAAGGUCAAGUCGAUUUCCUUAAUGAGCACUGCAACCACUUUCCAACAGAGGAAUUUGAGUACUAUGUCUACAGGAUGACCAAGUCAGCAGUGAUAAAGAAUAAAUGCAAGCUGGAUAUUGGAAAGAAGUUCACUGCCAAGUACCUGAAAAGGUUCAUUGACGAUGCUCCUGGCAAUGCUGUUACUCUUUCUCUAGAGUACACCGACAGCAAUGCACGCUUUAAAGUUACCAUGAAGAUGGCAAAGGGGAAGGCCAAGAAUGCAAUCAUAGCAACUGGUUGGUCAAAGGCUAUGAAUACUUAUGAGAUCAAAGAAGGAGCCAUCUGCAUCUUUGAAUUCUACGUUGACAUGAAAGGUAAGCUUGCUCUGAUGAUCCACAGUCUACCCGAUGACCGUGAUGACUCGAUUCAUCCGAGUCAUCGUAUGGGCAUGCUACUUAAGAUGCCUGUGAUGCUUUUGUAUGUAAUGCCUGACAUGCUAUGCCUGUGA